AUGGCCCCAAAUGAAGGCCGUCAGUAUAUGGGGAUGAUCCGCUUGCUUCAGCAUUUUGGAUGGACUUGGGUAGGGCUCCUUGCUGUGGACGACAGCAGUGGAGAGCAUUUCUUGCAGGCCUUGGAGCCAUUACUAUCUCAGAAUGGAAUCUGUUCAGCCUUUGCACAAAGAAUCCCCAAACAAGGCCGUUUGCUUAACAUUGAUGAAUUCAAUGUUGUGGCCUCAAAUAUUUUUCUACCUUUAAUGGAUAGGAACACCAGAGUUUGUGUCAUCUAUGGUGAAACUUUGACCAUCAUGUGGCUGAGCACUGUAGCAACUCUAGCUGAUCCUGGACAUAAAGGAAAUACAACUGUUGGAAAGGUUUGGAUUAUGACAGCCCAGAUUGAUUUCACUCUCAUGGGCCUUUUAAUAAGUUGGGAUUUCCAACUGUUCCAAGGCACUAUUUCCUUCACAAUCCACUCAAAUCAACAUCUAGGGUUUUUGAGGUAUCUUCAGAACAUACAUUCUCAUUGGACACACAGAAAUGGUUUUGUCCAGGACUUCUGGGAACAAGCAUUUGACUGUUCAUUCUCAAAUCCAAGCAUGCCAGAAAAGAACAACAGGAUAUGUACAGGACAGCAAAGGCUAGAGAAUCUUCCUGAAUCUGUUUUUGAAAUGCACAUAACUGGCCACAGCUACAGUAUCUAUAACGCUGUCUAUGCUGUGGCACAUGCUUUGCAUGCCAUGGAUUCGUUGAGAUCCAAGCACACAGCAAUAGUCUUGGGUAAAAGACUUGAUUAUCAACAUCUCCAGCCGUGGCAGCUCCAUUCAUUUCUUCAAGGCAUUUCAUUUAACAACGCAGCAGGAGAAAUUGUGUCCUUUAAUGAUAAGAGGGAGAUGGUUGCUGGAUUUGACAUAACGAACAUGGUCACAUUCCCAAACACUUCCUUCCUUAGAAUCAAAGUCGGAAGGGUGGAUCCCAACGCUAAGGAAGGAAAAGAAUUAAUCAUGAAUGAGGAUAUAAUGCAGUGGCAUGGGAGCUUUAACCAGGUGGCUCCUGUUUCUGUGUGCAGUGACUCCUGCCCCCCUGGUUAUCAGAAGACAAAGAGGGAAGGAGAGAAAUUUUGCUGCUUUGAUUGUGCUCACUGCCCAGAAGGGAAGAUUUCAUAUAAAAAGGAUGUGGAUGACUGUUCCAAAUGUCUAGAAGAUCAAUACCCAAGCAAGGGCAGAGAUAGGUGCCUCUCCAAGGAUAUAACAUUUAUGUCCUAUGAAGAACCUUUAGGGAUCAGUUUAGCUUCUGUUGCUGUUUCUUUUUCACUCCUCACAGCCUUGGUGUUAGGAAUUUUUAUCAAGCACAAAGAUACCCCCCUUGUCAAAGCCAACAACCGGGACCUCACCUACGUUCUCCUUGUCUCCCUCCUGCUCUGCUUCCUCUCAUCAUUAUUAUUCCUUGGGCGACCUAACAAAGUGACCUGCUUACUUCGACAAUCUGCUUUUGGCAUCAUCUUCUCUGUGGCUGUUUCUUGUGUGUUGGCCAAGACCAUCACUGUGGUUGUUGCCUUCAUGGCCACCAAACCAGGGUCCACCAUGAGGAAGUGGGUGGGGAAAAAAAUGACCAACUCCAUUGUCCUUUCCUGCUCCCUCAUUCAAGCAGGUAUUUGUGGUGUGUGGCUGGCAACCUCUCCCCCAUUCCCAGAUUUGGACAAGCAGCCUCUGACUGCAGAGAUCAUUGCAUUGUGUAAUGAAGGGUCUGUCAUCAUGUUUUAUCUCGUCCUGGGCUACAUGGGAGUUCUGGCUUUCAUCAGUUUUUCUGUAGCUUUCUUUGCCAGGAAGUUACCAGACACAUUCAAUGAAGCCAAGUUCAUCGCCUUUAGUAUGUUGAUGGUUUGCUGUGUUUGGUCGUCUUUUGUCCCCACUUACCUGAGCACCAACGGGAAAAACAUGGUGGCUGUGGAGAUCUUCUCUAUCUUGGCCUCCAGCGCUGCAUUAUUGGGCUGCAUCUUUUCACCCAAAUGUUUCAUUAUUCUGCUAAGACCUGAACUGAACAACAGAGAGAAACUAAUAAUGAGAAAGACUUCAAGAAUAUAA
Rhineura floridana is the source of this 2067-nucleotide messenger RNA. RefSeq names its product vomeronasal type-2 receptor 26-like. Lineage: Eukaryota; Metazoa; Chordata; Lepidosauria; Squamata; Rhineuridae. The record is from RefSeq and is a predicted model, not a curated record. Gene Ontology annotation, cellular component: membrane. Gene Ontology annotation, molecular function: G protein-coupled receptor activity. Gene Ontology annotation, biological process: G protein-coupled receptor signaling pathway. The transcript is spliced from 4 exons. The coding region runs from base 1 to 2067 and encodes 688 amino acids.